AUUGUGUUUACUCUUUUUGCCACAUAGAUAAAUGUGUGAAGACCGUGAAAUAUCAACCUAAUAUCAGUCAAAACUCGGAUCAAAUUUGUUAUAAAAAAUAAAGUGUUGAAAAGAAGAAAGGAGCAAGGCUCUGGAGUUGAAAUCAAACAGUUUGUCUAACGACAUACUUACAUUAUAACUGUAUUUAAAUUAGAGCAUUAAAAAUAACAAGACAAGUGGAAUUUAAUUCACAAUAUGGCUGAGCGUAAGAAGAACAGGAAACGCAAAGAUGAAAUUCUACCAGGUACAAAACCACCAGUGGAUAAACCAAGUAAAGAAGAAUAUGCUGUUGCAAAAUGGAUACGUAAAAAUGUAAAAUCUAAAAAAACAAAAUUUGCCAGUCAUAAUGUUGAAUAUUUUACUGGUUCACGUGCUGUUGAUGCAUUAGUUGAAAAUUCACCAUGGAAUAAAACUCUAUUUGAAACACGUGAACAAGUUGAUGAAUUUUUAAAUACAAUGUUGAGACAUAAAUUUUUUCAUCGUGCUAAAAAAGUAGUUGUUACUGAAGAAGAAUUAAAUAAAUUACGUGGAUUAAAAAAAAAAGUUAAAGAUUGUUGUCGUGAUGAUAAUAAUAUUAAAAAAGAUAAAGAUAAUGAAAAAGAUAAUAAUAAUGAAUUAAAAGAUAAAGAUGAUGAUACAAUAAAAGAUGUACAACCUAAAAAAAAGCCAAAAGUACGUCUUGAAAUGCAUAUGGAACAAUUUUUUUGUGAUUGUAAUGAUGCAUAUGUUUGGAUUUAUGAACCAAUACCAAUAUAUUAUUGGUUUUUUGGUACACUUGUUGUACUUGGAGCAAUUGGUGUAUGUUUAUUUCCAUUAUGGCCAUUAACAAUACGUCAUGGUGUUUAUUAUUUGAGUGUUGCUGCAGCUGGUUUUUUUGUUUUUAUUAUUGCACUUGUAAUUAUACGAGAAAUAAUAUGUUGUUUGUUACGGGUACUUACAUUUGGUCGACAUUAUCUUUAUCUUCUUCCAAAUCUUACCGAAGAUGUUGGCUUUUUUGCUUCCUUUUGGCCACUUUAUAAGUAUGAGUAUCAUGGUCCUGAUAAUGAUAAAAAUAAAAAUAAAAAGAAAAAACGUAGGAAAGACAAAGAUUCUGAUGGUGAAGAAAAUUUUACUACACAAGGUGAAUCAGAAACAAAUUCAAAUGACAAAAAUAACAAACAAGAUAAUAAAGAUGAUAAAGAGGAUGAUGGUAGUGGUGAAGAUGGAUCAGAAAGUGAAAAAUCUAAUACUGGAAAAGAUUUCGAAAUCGUCCAACACAAUGAACUCGAUAUAUAAAAAUAUAAAUUAUAUAACUGACUUGAAAUAUUAAAUAUCAACUAUUUACAAUGACUAAUUGUCUUUUAUAAAGUAUUUUUCAUUUUUUUUUCUUUAAUUUAACUUAAUCAGUUAAAAGUUUUUUUUUUCUAUAUAAUUUAUUGUCAGUCUUCUCACAAUUUCGAAAAUCAGAAAACAAAAAAUAUUAUGAAAAAUAAUGGAGGACAAAUCAUAAUAGCUUUUCCUAAAAAUUAAUCAGCAUUUAAUACAUAUUUUUCAAUUUUUACAAAUUUUUUAAACAUUAUAAAAAUUAUUUUUUAUUUGACACUUUUUUUACCGAACUCUUGGUUCCUUUUUUUUUUUUUUGAAAAUUUGGUUAAAUGAAAACCGUGGUUAGGCUCAUUAGGAGCAAGGUUUAUUCUGUUUCUAAUAAAGCUCAGUGUUAUUUAAUAAAAUAAAAAAAUUCAUGUACCUAAAUGAAACAUUGGAAUCACUUUUUAAUAACUCAGUUACCUUUCAUUGCUCAUACUGAGAGUUUACAAACAAAUGUAUACCAUAAAAAACAAAAAAAAAAAACGUUUACAAAAAUUUAAAAGUUCUAUAAAUGAAUCUCAUGUUAUUUAGAUUAUUUAAAUAUAAUUGAGCUUUUUUUGACAAUGGAAAUAGUGGACA
Molecule: messenger RNA, 1965 nt
Organism: Aphidius gifuensis
Lineage: Eukaryota; Metazoa; Arthropoda; Insecta; Hymenoptera; Braconidae
Gene: Trp1
Product: translocation protein SEC62
Exons: 4
Coding region: 235-1314 (359 amino acids)
Biological process (GO): post-translational protein targeting to membrane, translocation
Cellular component (GO): endoplasmic reticulum membrane; endoplasmic reticulum
Source: RefSeq, a predicted model, not a curated record